AUGGCUCCUGCAUGGCAGCCUAUUCGCCCUUCAUGUUCAUCCCCUUUGACACCGGUCCAUGCAGCUCCUGUUCAUGCAGCUCCUCCACCACCACCUCCUCCUAAAGCUCGAGGACAUAUGAGUGUGGGAUCAACUGAUGCAGUUGCUAAGCAGGAGAGUGAACAGGAGGCAUCUUCUUAUGUGACUAGUCUACAGCAGAACCUUGCAAAAGCAGGUGCUGUGAAGAAGGAGCAGCUGGAUGAGGAGGGUCAUGAACCAGGGGUUGUGACUGCGAAGGAGGUUGCGGUUCUGGACAUUUCAGAUGAUCAAGAAUCCAAGGAGGACAAAGCACUCCCAAAGUUGCUGUUCAUGGGCAAAUUCAACUUGAAAGAUGAGCAGUUUCUCCAGGGCCUUCAGGAUGGUGAGUUCUUUGAGAGCAGGGACAGCAGUGGUCGCCUUGUCUACAGUUGGACCCAGUUGGAGCAGGUUGAGAGCAGGGGUUCUCUUACAACCGUUUCAAUGGCAGCCAAGCAGGAGCUCGACAAGAACCAGAAGCAGGUUGAGGCUGGAGCUUUUGACUCUUGGAGGGGCGGUCUUUUCUCCAGGGACAAGACAAAGGCUCUCCAUGAUGCAGCUUCUUCUGGCAGCGCUCCACUUGCCCUGUGCGACCGAGAGACUGAACUGGGGGAGUCUCUCUGGAAGAAAGCACAGGAGCAGCUUCAUGACGCAAAAAGGGCCUAUGAGAAGCUUGAGAAGGAUGUGAGGAAGGGCCUGCAAGAUGUAGGUGUUGACGCAAAGGAAGAUCCUCUUUGGACUACCUUGAAGCUUUGA
Molecule: messenger RNA, 810 nt
Organism: Durusdinium trenchii
Lineage: Eukaryota; Dinophyceae; Suessiales; Symbiodiniaceae
Source: the annotation of a GenBank genome assembly